AUGAACAAAAUCAUCAAAAGAAGAUGUCGAAGAGGAGAGAAUGACAGGGUAGAUAGAAAACCACACCAGACGAUGGCAAUGACUAUUGCUCUCUCUUUAUUAAUCUCCUCUGCGAUCGAGUUGGAGAGAACAGAAGGAGGUGUUGAUUCCAGAUCAACCGAUGGAGAUAGAGAGAAUAGAAGGAGGCGAUGUUCGGGAGGGACUGCCGAUGGUUCUGAAACAUGGGGAUAUGUUGAUGUGCGCCCUGGUGCACAUAUGUUUUGGUGGUUGUAUAAGAGUCCUAAUAGACCCAAACAUUCAACCAAACCAUGGCCUACAAUUCUAUGGCUCCAAGGAGGCCCUGGUGGUUCCGGUGUUGGUUUUGGAAAUUUUGGAGAACUCGGACCCUUAGAUGUUGAUUUGAAGCCAAGAAACUCAACAUGGCUUCAGAAGGCAGAUCUCUUGUUUGUGGAUAGCCCAGUUGGGACCGGGUAUAGUUAUGUGGAAGACGAUAACUUGUUUGUCACAACCGAUGUUGAAGCAGCAAUAGAUGUAACAACAUUGUUGAAGACGAUCUACAAUGGAAACGAGACCACUGUAAUGCCUCCACUUUAUAUUUUCGCAGAAUCUUAUGGAGGUAAAUUCGCUGUGACCCUUGCACUUGCUGCUCUACAAGCUAUUGAAAAGGGGGAACUUAAGCUUCAACUUGGAGGUGUUGCGUUGGGCGAUAGUUGGAUUUCUCCCGAAGAUUUCGUGUUUUCAUGGGGUCCGUUACUUAAAGACGUGUCAAGGAUUGAUGAUGUUGGUUUGAAUAAAUCGAAUAGUUUAGCUCUAAAGAUUCAGCAGCAGAUAGCAGACGACCAGUAUGCAAAGGCAACAGACACAUGGGGGGAUCUCGAGGAAGUCAUCCUUGAUAGCAGCAAUGGUGUGGACUUCUACAACUUCAUGUUGGAUGGGGAAAAUGAUCCAACUUCGCUGACAACAAAAUCAUCAAGACGAUUUGGAAAGAAGCCUUAUGCCAUGGUCUCGGGAGCCAAUGGAAAUGACCUGGAUUCCGUCAUGAAUGGUCCAAUCAGACAGAAGCUCAAAAUCAUUCCCACUAACGUGGAAUGGGGAGGACAAAGUGAUGGUGUGUUUAUAGCCAUGGAAGGAGACUUCAUGAGACCAAGAAUCGCAGAGGUUGAUGAGCUUUUGUCAAUGGGUGUAAAUGUGACUAUAUACAACGGACAGAUUGAUCUAAUAUGUGCAACUAAGGGGACAGAAGCAUGGAUCAAUAAACUCAAGUGGGAUGGUUUAUCGACUUAUUUGAACCUUGCUCGGACUCCAUUAUACUGUGGUGAAGAUAAGAGCACCACAAAAGGAUUCUUUAAGUCAUAUGAGAACUUCGCCUUCUACUGGAUUCUUGGAGCUGGUCAUUUUUGCCACAAUGCUUUCAUUUUCUCAUUCUUCUCUUCCAUUUUUAUCCGCACGGAUUCCCACCUUGCCGCCUCCUCCUCCAAUAGUGUUUCUUUCGCUUCUAUAACUAUCCCGCCUGACCUGCACAAAACAUUUUGUUCUCUCUUUGCUGCUCCGUUGGUCCCUUCGUAUGAAGAAGGUGGAUCUGCCAGGUUUGUGGUGGUUUCCGUCAAGAGGGCUAAUGAAAUCGAACCUUCAAAGUUGAAGCGGAAAAGCUCAAAACUGAUUCCCGACAUUAGGUUCUAA
Molecule: messenger RNA, 1680 nt
Organism: Lactuca virosa
Lineage: Eukaryota; Viridiplantae; Streptophyta; Magnoliopsida; Asterales; Asteraceae
Source: the annotation of a GenBank genome assembly